Messenger RNA from Dendrobium catenatum, 651 nucleotides. RefSeq names its product ethylene-responsive transcription factor ERF086-like. Gene Ontology annotation, biological process: regulation of DNA-templated transcription. The transcript has a single exon. Gene Ontology annotation, molecular function: DNA binding; DNA-binding transcription factor activity. The record is from RefSeq and is a predicted model, not a curated record. NCBI's taxonomy places the organism in Eukaryota, Viridiplantae, Streptophyta, Magnoliopsida, Asparagales, Orchidaceae. Bases 1 to 651 code for a protein of 216 amino acids.
AUGGAUCUCUCCCAUCUCUUCUCCUCCCACUCCUCUCCUUCCCAACCCAACCCAACACAAAAUCUCCUUCACCAAACCACCAAUCAAAGAUAUCUCGGCGUGCGGCGGCGCCCAUGGGGCCGUUACGCUUCGGAGAUACGCGACCCUGCUACUAAAGAAAGGCACUGGCUUGGCACCUUCGACACGGCCGAAGAAGCCGCCGUGGCCUACGACCGCGCCGCACGCUCUCUCCGCGGCCCUCGCGCCCGCACAAACUUCGCUUAUCCAGACCUCCCACUAGGCUCCUCUCUAACCCCGUUUCUAUCACCGGACCUUCCUUCCCCUCAACCUUUCUUUACAAUGUCUCCUGCGCCACCCCAACUGCUUCCAUCUGUCACUUUUCUUCCCAGCCAUCAGCAGUUACCGGCUGUUGUGGAAGAGGAGAGUAAUAUUGUUGUUCCAGGUUCACAUGAUUGUUUCAGCAACGAAGGAGCAUUAUUGGAUUCAGGGGAAUUUAGCGGUUUUGGGACGGUGGAGGAGGAGAUUAGUUUUUUCGAUGAGGGGUAUUUAGAUAGCUCUCUUUUUGGUCCGAUGCCGGAGGCGAGUGAGUACUCUAAUAUUUCUGUCGAUGAUUACCAGCUCGGCGGCUCAUCUUCGUCCUACUUCUUUUGA